AUGGGCUCUCGCGGCCGGGCAACGCGUGCAGCGAGCCCGACGCGGCCAGCGCGGACGAAAACGACGUCCGCGGCCGACAAGCACCAGGUGGAGUACGAGUUCAUGGGCCCUUACGUCGGCCCCCUGGGCGUCAUGAUCGGCCUUCCCGUCGUGUGCUACGCCCUGUAUCUCGCCUGCGGGCCCCACGGGUGCUCGAAACUCUACCCCUGGGGCCCCGCGCUCGCCGACCUCUCCUCCGUCACCUUCUACUCCACAGAUGGCUUUCUGGCUCUGUUCGGCUACGUCGCGGCCAUGGUGGCCCUCCAUCUCCUCCUGCCCGGCGCCAAGGCCCUCGGCGUGGUCCUGCCGGACGGCAGCCGGCUCCAGUACAAGCUCAACGCGCUGUACUGCUGCAUCGCAAUGAUCGCCGCCUUCGCGUACCUCGGCGGCGCCCCUCUCGUCAACGGCAAGGCGGCGACGCCGUACGUGGACCUCGGGUGGGUGUACGACAACUACCUUCCGCUCCUGACCGCGUCCGUCGCGCUCUCCGCGUCCCUGUCGCUCUACUUGUACCUGACGUCGUUCAAGAGGGGCGCUAUGCUGGCGGCGCACGGCAACACCGGCGCCACGAUCUACGACUUCUUCAUCGGACGGGAACUCAACCCGCGCAUCGGGUCCCUCGACCUCAAGGAGUUCUGCGAGCUGUACCCGGGCAUCAUCGGGUGGGUGCUCAUCAACGGCUGCAUGGCCGUGAAACAGGCCACGCUGUUGGGCCGAGUUACCAAUUCCAUGGUUCUGGUCAACAUCUUCCAGCUUAUCUACGCGGUGGACGCGCUGUGGUUCGAGAAGGCCAUCCUGACGACGAUGGACAUCACGACGGACGGGUUCGGGUUCAUGCUCGCGUUCGGCGACCUGACGUGGGUUCCGUUCACCUACACCUUGCAAGCGCGCUACCUCGUCGACCACCCCCUCGACCUGCCGACGUGGGGCGUGUGCGCGAUCGUGGCGCUCAAGGUCCUCGGGUACGUGAUCUUCAGGGGCUCGAACUCGCAGAAGGACACGUUCCGCCGCGACCCGGAGCACCCGUCCGUUGCCGCGCUCCAGACGCUCCAGACGCAGCGUGGGCGGAAGCUCCUCAUCGACGGGUGGUGGGGCGUCGCGCGCCACAUCAACUACACCGGAGACUGGCUCAUGGGCGUGGCGUGGUGCCUUCCUUGCGGCUUCGACCACGCCAUCCCGUACUUUUACGCCGUUUACUUCGCGGUGCUGUUGCUGCACCGCGACGCAAGGGAUUUCCACGCGUGCAAGCAGAAGUACGGGAAGGACUGGGACAAGUACUGCUCCAUCGUGAAGUACUCGCUCGUGCCGUACGUGUAUUGA
Molecule: messenger RNA, 1359 nt
Organism: Pedinophyceae sp. YPF-701
Lineage: Eukaryota; Viridiplantae; Chlorophyta; Pedinophyceae
Source: the annotation of a GenBank genome assembly